CAGGUCUCGGGCCCUCAGGCGGAGCGCGGCGGGGUGCCGGACCCCCAGAUGGAGCGACAGGCCUCGGGCCCCCAGGCGGGGCGGCGGGCGCCGGACCCCCGGGUGGAGCGACAGGUCUCGUGCCCUCAGGCGGAGCGGCGGGCGCCGGACCCCCAGGCGGGGCGACAGGCAUCGGGCCCCCAGGCGGGGCGACAGGCAUCGGGCCCCCAGGCGGAGCGGUGGGCGCCGGACCCCCAGGCGGAGCGGUGGAGCGACAGGUCUCGGGCCCUCAGGCGGAGCGGCGGGCGGCCGGACCCCCAGGUGGAGCGACAGGUCUCGGGCCCUCAGGCGGAGCGGCGGGCGCCGGACCCCCAGGCGGCGGAGCGAACAGGGUCUCGGGCCCCCCAGGCGGGGCGGCGGGCAUCGGGCCCCCAG
Molecule: messenger RNA, 414 nt
Organism: Staurois parvus
Lineage: Eukaryota; Metazoa; Chordata; Amphibia; Anura; Ranidae
Source: the annotation of a GenBank genome assembly